AUGGCAAAACCUAUCUUCUGUACUCCAUUCAUAACUCUAUUUGCCCUCUUCAUUCUUUUGACCAUCACUCCUUCACAUUCCAACAACCAUACCGAUCUCGAAGCACUUCUAGCAUUCAAGAAAUUCAUAAACAACGAUCCACUCCUGGCUUUGAGCUCAUGGAACGAAACAACACAUUUCUGCAGGUGGAAUGGCAUCUCCUGCAGCAAAAGGCAUCCAAACAGAGUCGUCUCUGUUUCGCUGCGGUCUCAAGGCCUCAUGGGAUGGCUCUCACCUCACGUAGGUAACCUUUCAUUCCUCAAAACCAUGGACUUGCAAAACAACAGCUUCCGCGGCACAAUCCCUCAGGAGAUCGGUCGCCUCAGAAGGCUUCGAGUGAUCGAGUUUAGUAAAAAUUCUUUCGUAGGUGGAAUUCCAACAAACCUAUCACAAUGCAUACAUCUUUAUCACCUGAAUUUGAUCGACAAUAAGCUCAGUGGAGGCAUAGUCCCCGAGAUAGCUUCUCUUGUCAACCUCCAAUCUUUAGGCUUGUCGGAGAACAUGCUAUCAGGGAAUAUCCCACCUGUCCUAGGAAACCUCACAAAUCUAUUACAACUUGGGUUGGGAAAUUGCGGUUUGCUAGGAGAGAUUCCGGAAUCUCUAGUUAAACUUAGAAGAUUGUGGAGGCUAAAUAUGUAUGAGAAUAAUCUAACUGGUUCUGUUCCAAUCGGUCUCUAUAAUAUUUCGAGUUUGGCAUUUGUGAUGUUGAAUAAUAAUCAACUCCAUGGAAACAUACCUUCCUUUACACUUCCCAAUUUGAGGGCCCUUGGUCUUGCCUUCAACCGUUUCACUGGAGAGCUUCCGGCUUCAAUGUCAAAUUCUUCCAUGCUUGAAUUCAUAAGUGUGUCAUCAAACAAUUUCACAGUAAAUAUACAUGAUUUUACUAUGCUUCCAGCUCUCCAAUAUCUUUUGGCUUCAUCUAGCAAUUUGAAGGGAGAUAUUCAUACUAUUAUAUCAUCCCUAACAAACUGCACUCACCUUAGAGUUUUGGAGUUGUCCUUAAACCAUUUCACUGGUCCAUUGCCAGAGUCCAUUGGCAAUCUUUCCAGCCAAUUGUCUUUCCUAAAUAUUCGUCAUAACCAGUUAAGUGGUAGAAUUCCGUCUAGUAUAGGAGAUCUCGUCCGUCUAACUGUUUUUUCAGCUAGUUCCAAUAGCCUCGAAGGUCCAAUUCCUUGGUCGAUCGGAAAACUUCACAGCUUGCAAGAAAUCUACCUUGGACAAAACAGGCUGACAAAUGAGAUGCCGGUAUCAUUUGGCAACUUGACUUUGUUGAACUAUCUCAACUUGCAGCUAAACAAUCUUUCUGGGAGUAUACCUCGAAGUCUUGGCAACUGUACCAACUUGUUAUUCUUAGAUCUCUCAGAUAACAACCUCAGUGGUUCAAUACCUUCUGAAAUUAUGAGUAUUUCAUCCCUUAACAUCUCACUUAACCUAUCUUACAACGCCUUGACGAGUACUAUUCCAUCAGAAGUUGGGUCUAUGAUCAAUCUUGGGACAUUGGACUUGUCCCACAAUAGAUUAUCCGGAACCAUUCCAUCAGAAGUUGGGGCUAUGUCCAAUCUUUGGGCAUUGGACUUGUCUCACAAUAGAUUAUCCGGAACCAUUCCAUCAGAAGUUGGGACUAUUUUCUAUCUUGGGGUAUUGGACUUGUCCUACAAUAGAUUAUCCGGAACCAUUCCAUCUUCAUUGGGUAGAUGCUUCAUCUUGAAUCAGCUUCUCCUUGCGAGGAACUCUCUUCAGGGAAAGAUACCUGACGGUAUAAGGACUUUGAAAAGUUUACGAUAUCUGGAUCUUUCGCAAAAUAACUUUUCAGGGAUGAUCCCAAGAUAUCUGGCCGAGUUUCAUACUAUGCUAUAUCUCAACCUUUCUUUCAAUAUGUUGAAAGGUGAAGUCCCUAUUUUGGGAGUUUUCCUAAAUGAAAAUGCAAUCUCACUUCAAGGAAACAAUGGCUUGUGUGGAGGUAUUGCAACCCUAAAUCUUCCUUCUUGUUCAUCAUCACAAAAAAUUAACAAGAAAAGUUUAGGAAAGAUCUUGAUCCCAACUGUUGUUGGAGCCAUAUGCCUCGGCCUUGUAGCAUGUUUCUGUGUGAUCAUUACAUACAGGCGACAUACAUUGCAAAAUGUUGGAACCUCCAAUUUCCAAGUGCCAGACUUUUUGAGGCUAUCUUAUGCAGACCUACUGAGUGCCACAAGUGGGUUCUCAGAAGCUAAUCUAAUCGGUGCAGGGAUAUUUGGAUCUGUAUAUAAAGGAACUAUCAAUGAUGAUGACGAUGAGCAGACGGAUGUAGCAGUAAAGGUUCUUAAUCUUAACUUAAGAGGAGCUUCUAAGAGUUUUGCAUCAGAAUGCAAUGCAUUAAGAAACAUAAGACACAAAAACCUGCUCAAGAUUGUGAGUGUGUGUGACAGCACUGAUUAUCACGGGAAUGAUUUUAAGGCAUUGGUGUAUGAAUUCGUGGCCAAUGGAAGCCUCGAGAACUGGCUGCAUUAUGAGAAUGAAGGCAGGGGAGCUCUAAGUGCUAUUCAGAGACUCAAUAUUGCCAUAGAUAUUGCAUCGGCAGUUGAGUACAUGCAUUGUGGAACUGAUUCCAUAGUUAUUCAUGGAGAUUUGAAGCCGAGUAACGUUCUCUUGGAUAAAGACAUGGUCGCCAAAGUUGGUGAUUUUGGUUUAGCCAAAAUUGUUUCACAAAGCUUGUCAUCCACGGAAGGAAGCAGUUCAUCUGCAAUAAAGGGUACAAUAGGCUACAUUGCUCCAGAGUAUGGCGUGAGCCUCGUUGCGACAACUGAAGGGGAUGUAUACAGUUACGGAGUUCUUGUGCUUGAGAUGUUCACAAACAAAAGACCAACAAGUGAUGCAUUUGAAGGGUGCCUAAAUCUCCAAGACUUCGUUAGCACAGCCUUAACCGACCAUGUAACAGAAGUAGUGGAUCCAUUUUUGCACCAAGAACUUAAUGUGGAUGAAAAGUAUUGGGAUUGCGUUGUUUCAGUUCUGAGGAUUGGAGUGAGAUGCUCGAAGCAGCUUCCAAGAGAUCGCAUGUCGAUGGCAGAGGUUGUUAAUAACUUGAAAAAGAUUAAAAAAGUGUUUCCAGCUUAUAGAAAUGGUUAAAAU
Messenger RNA from Salvia hispanica, 3144 nucleotides. RefSeq lists its product as uncharacterized. Gene Ontology annotation, biological process: protein phosphorylation. Gene Ontology annotation, molecular function: protein binding; ATP binding; protein kinase activity. NCBI's taxonomy places the organism in Eukaryota, Viridiplantae, Streptophyta, Magnoliopsida, Lamiales, Lamiaceae. The record is from RefSeq and is a predicted model, not a curated record.